CCUCCCGCUUAACCUAGGACAUUAUCAGAAAGCUCAAACUAGCAAGGUCCCGGUUAGCCUGCUCUGGACACCUCACCAGCACCAUGCCCAUGACACUGGGUUACUGGGACAUCCGUGGGCUGGCUCACCCCAUCCGCAUGCUCCUGGAGUACACAGACACAAGCUAUGAGGAGAAGAGAUACACCCUGGGGGACGCUCCUGACUUUGACAGAAGCCAAUGGCUGAAUGAGAAAUUCAAGCUGGGCCUGGACUUUCCCAAUCUGCCCUACUUAAUUGAUGGGUCACACAAGAUCACCCAGAGCAACGCCAUCCUGCGCUACCUUGCCCGAAAGCACAACCUGUGUGGGGAGACGGAAGAGGAGAAGAUUUGGGUGGACAUUUUGGAGAACCAGGCUAUGGACACCCGCAUGCAGUUGGCCAUGGUCUGCUACAGCCCUGAGUUUGAAAAACGGAAGCCAGAGUACUUAGAGGGUAUCCCGGAGAAGAUGAAGCUCUACUCUGAGUUCCUGGGCAAACGACCUUGGUUUGCAGGGAACAAGAUCACCUAUGUGGAUUUCCUUGUCUAUGAUAUCCUUGACCAGCACCGUGUAUUUCAGCCCCACUGCCUGGAUGCCUUCCCAAACCUGAAGGACUUCUUGGCCCGCUUUGAGGGCCUGAAGAAGAUAUCUGACUACAUGAAAAGCAACCGCUUCCUCCCCAAACCAAUCUUUGCAAAGAUGGCCUUUUGGAACCCAAAAUAGGACUACAAAGCCCAGCCCUGGGGGAAUAUUCAUGACCACCCUGCUGGCUCAGGCCCUUGGGCAUGGUUCUGUGUCCCCACUGAAUGUUCUUUUCCUCUCCUUUCUAUUCUCUAUUCCUCCAUUUCUUCUUACAAGCCCUUCCUUCAGUCAAGCCUCUGAAUCCCUGGACUCCCCAUUUCUUCCUCAGUCUUCUGCUCCUAUACCUUUUUCCUGUCCUGCAUCCAGCCAUCCCUCAUUGCUGCUUGGAGGAAUAGACCAGACCCCAGAAUCUCCAGUAAGCUCUGAGCGAUCAGAUCUGCCUCUAUGCUCGCCCUGGUCCUCAGAGUGAGCAGCCCUGUCUGAUCCCCAGUAAAGUCUGAACGACA
Messenger RNA from Peromyscus californicus insignis, 1105 nucleotides. Its product is annotated as glutathione S-transferase Mu 2. The transcript is spliced from 8 exons. The record is from RefSeq and is a predicted model, not a curated record. Lineage: Eukaryota; Metazoa; Chordata; Mammalia; Rodentia; Cricetidae. Gene Ontology annotation, molecular function: glutathione transferase activity. Bases 84 to 740 code for a protein of 218 amino acids. Gene Ontology annotation, biological process: glutathione metabolic process.